AUGCAAAUUACGCUCCAGGAAAACUGGACAUCAUCAGCCCUCGGAUGGGCCAUCUGCACGCUCGUCUUCUGCGUGGCUGCCCUCGCGGGGUGUGGAAGGAAGAAGGAGCAAGGCAAGGGCCUAUUGAUCAUCUACCGAAAUGUUCCCGUCGCCAUCACACGAAGCCCGGAGCAAACCUCUACCACGCAAACCUACGUCAGGGCAUUCCCAGAGGAUCCGGACGAUGACCCAGACCCAGAGCUGCCGACCCUGAUUGCUGCUUGUCCGAUGUGUCAUCGUCCGUUCGAUGUUGAUCAGUCGAUGAAAGAGGAGCAGAAGAAGGACGGAGAACAGAAGGAGAACGAGACGAAGAGUGAGAUAAAAAAGGAGGACAAGAAGCAGCCGGUGAACAUGGUAGCUGCCAACCAGAAGAAGGAGAGCGACAAUCAGUCGAAGACGAGAUAUGUCCGGCGGAAAAAGGAGAAGAAGGAAGAGAAAGAAGAAAACGAAAACUAUGUG
Mesorhabditis spiculigera is the source of this 498-nucleotide messenger RNA. The record is from the annotation of a GenBank genome assembly. NCBI's taxonomy places the organism in Eukaryota, Metazoa, Nematoda, Chromadorea, Rhabditida, Rhabditidae.